UCUUCCGAAUCAACAUGGAUGCAGUAGGUGUUGACGCCAUCCUCGUGAGUGGCAAUAGAGAAGCGAAUACCGCCGUUAAAGUACCCGAAAGGGUGUUACGGAGGGAUCAAGCGAGACUGGAAGAGGUAGAGCGCCGGAGAAACGUAAAGGAGAGCCAGACCGUGACGGAGGAAAAUAGCGACAUCUUCAUGUCCACCUUUAAUGCUGAGAAAGCAGCAUUGGAUGAGAUGAUCUCCAGCUGUGACCAUCGUGACCGUGACAAAGCUUUAAAAACACUGGAGGAGGCUACCAUCAAAAUUCAACAGCUCCAGAAAUUCCUGAAUGACAGCAUCAUGUUUCUGACUCAGUAUAAAUUAAGGCAAGCUCAAGCAUCCAUGCAGGAGCUCCAGAGCUCUCUGGCUGAGAGAAGAGAGGCGUUUUUGCCUAAAAAGAAAUUUGCCUUUAGAUCCAAGAACACUUGCAAACAGCCUGCACCGAAUAGAGAACCAACAAAAAAGUCUGUGUCUGAUGUGGUUGGUACUGUAGUGGUUGAUGCUGCUAUUCCUGUUGAACAGUGUGGAUUCUCUAAUGUUGACAAUCAAGUCUUGAUCAAGCAAGCUGAGGAGAUCCAGCAACAGGAUGUGCUGUUAACUCAACUGACAAACUGUAAAGUGAGACUCUAUGGGUGUCCGAGCACCUUGCAUAUCAAGAAUGUCCGUAGCUGUGAGAUCCUCUGCGGGCCAGUGUCCAGCUCUGUUUUUGUUGACCAGUGCUCUGACAGCACUUUAGUUUUCCCCUGUCAGCAGUUGCGCACCCAUAACACCACUGCCACUCAGAUAUACCUCCAUGUGACCAGCCGAGCAAUUGUGGAGGACUGCCAUGGGGUCAGGUUUGCCCCAUUCACAUGGACUUAUCCUGGGAUUCAUGAUCAUUUCAAAGUAUCUGGACUUGAUCCGGACAGGAACAACUGGACGCUGGUGGAUGAUUUCAAUUGGCUUGCUGCUGGCACACACUCACCCAAUUGGACCGUCAUUCCUGAGACCGAGAGAACGUCUAAUUGGGAUUCUGUAGGACCAGCCUCCCAAGAGUCAUGAUCAAUAUGUGUUUACAUUGCAAAAUAAAAUGCUGUUCUGUCUGGAAACAAAUAAUAAUAAUAAUAAAAGAAGUUACAUUAAUAUAGUGAUUUCUUAAACAUAAAAUGUUCAAGAAUUUACUUGAAUAAAAGUAUGCAAAGAAGUUAAUUGAAUGCAUUUUAGGAAGAUAAAGUAACAAAUUGAAAUUAUCUUAUAUCAAGCUUGUAUUUAAUUGUAAUUCACUCACCAAGUAUAUGGAUAUAUUACAAAAAUAAAAAUUCACCAUUAGAUGCUCAAAUUCUGAAUGUUA
This is a messenger RNA of Xyrauchen texanus (razorback sucker), 1362 nucleotides long. It is a transcript of the gene tbcc, whose product is annotated as tubulin folding cofactor C. Gene Ontology annotation, biological process: post-chaperonin tubulin folding pathway; tubulin complex assembly. The record is from RefSeq and is a predicted model, not a curated record. Gene Ontology annotation, molecular function: tubulin binding. The coding region runs from base 15 to 1073 and encodes 352 amino acids. Gene Ontology annotation, cellular component: cytoplasm. NCBI's taxonomy places the organism in Eukaryota, Metazoa, Chordata, Actinopteri, Cypriniformes, Catostomidae. The transcript has a single exon.